GACGGUUAGGUUAGGUUAAACGUAUGAAAGUGAAACCACUCUUUUCCAUCGGUUUCGAAGCAUUUUGAAUUGUCAUUGUCAAAAGCUGACAUUUGUCAACGUGAUCCUGAGUUCUGACUCGCAUGGAAAUGGAAUGAUAAUUAUAUUUUGUACAUCUUUGCAAGCGUUCGUGACGCUGAAGAGCCUAGUCAGCCUACUGCCACUGCCCAUUUUGUACAGAUUACCACCUCGUAAUAAUAAUAGCUAAUAAUAGCUUUUCAACAUGCAUUAUCAGCCUUACGAUGGCGAAGAGGAAUUUGAACCGAGAGUCGUACCGAAACCUAUAACUAAACGCGAUUGCUUUGUAGCGCCGACUGUGCCCGAGAUCUCUUUGAUCUUCGAAAAGCCCAUAACGAGGAAGCUAAACGAUGCAAGUGCCGCGUCGUCGCCAGCAAGAUCAGCGAGCGUGGUGCGGGUCUCUGACAAUAAUCCUAUUUCGUGCAAUCCCAACUCUUACGCGGCCUGGAAGGAACAGAAAUACUCUGGAGAGAAUACUUGUGCAAGUACGACGCAUGCUUUGCCAUUGUGUGACAACUCUUAUAGCUAUACGUGUGCGUCGCCAUCAGGCGUACAAAAUCAGGCUUCUGCACAAAAGCGACGAGAGCAAACAGAAACUAGAGAUAAGCAUGAAAACGUGCCGAGUGUUAAUAAGAAUGAUAGAAUGUAUGAGAAAAGUGUAAAGUUUAAAUGUUCUGAUACCAGGGAUUCUUAUAAACUCGAAACGCAGACUCGUUUAUCUUCGAACAAGAGACCCUUGUCUUCCGCGUCUUCCGCGGUACAAAAAACAACUACGAGCGAUACUAUUUCGGAUACUUUGAAACACGCUCAACAUUUUCAGACCCCUGGACAUCAACACGUUCAUAUACCUAGCUACUCAACGUGCAACGUCGACAAUAACGAGACGGUGAAAACUUUGUUGCAGCUUGUAAAUAGUCAAAAUGAACAGAUCAAAAAUUUACAACUCCAGGUAGAUAGACUAGUAAGAUUGCAGGAAGAAAAUUUCAGAAACAAAUCAAUGUGCUUGUGUUCGCAACCUCUUGCAAAUCAAGUAUUCAGAUACCCGAUAACGUGUUAUGACCCUGCCCUUGCUUCGUCCCUCGCGCAGUCUCAUAAUCGAGGUAUAAAGCAAAAUGUGGCCUCGCAGAGUACGUCUGUUGUAGAGAAGCAAGAUCUAGAAAACUUUGGUAAUAAUAAUAAUAAUAAUAAUAAAGUAGAAACAGCGUUGUUGGAACAGCACGCGACAAAGGCUUUUGUGGAACAAAAGGUUUCGAUCGGCGUUAUGACAAGUUUCGAAUUUACCGUGCAAAACAGCCCGUUUCUGAUAGAUUCUGAAAUAUGUGAGAAGAAUCUUGAAGCUCACAGAGAGGGUAACAAUAUUAAUAGAACAAAUACCGUAAAUUUACAUGAUACAGCAGAGCCUGUUAAUAGAUAUAAGAAUACAUUUACGCGCAAGCCUGGAGCAGCGCAAUUAGAGAAUAUAGUCGAAGAUUCGGAGAGUUAUUUGUCCUCUAGCUUGCAACAGCAAAGUAGUACGUUCAACGCGAGUUCUUCCGUCAAAGAAUCUUCAAAGAUGUAUCAACAUCUGUCUACUGAUUUAAAUCGGGAGGAAACGCACAAAGGUAUAUAUACAGGCAUAGGGAAAGACGUGAACGUGGAUAACCGAGUGCGGACGGCGAAGAAACGGCCAAACACAUCUAUGAACGUAGCGUGCAGUCCUCGCGCGAGCGCAACGUGCGGUAAAGCGCACGUUGUCGAACAAACAAACGAUUACGUUAGGAUAGACGGGAAAAAGAGUUAUGAGACAAACAUUGAUCGACAUUCUUUACGUGACGUGCAUUCACCAGCAACUACGGAUUACUAUCAUAAUCAUAGAAACAAAGAGUACGACGCUACGGUUAGACAACGUAAAGACGUAGGUGACAGCAUGAUUUUGAGCGGAGGUGAUCUUAAGAUACUCGAGAGACCUCCACCAACUCCCGAACCAAGUAUUCACGUUGAGAUGCAGGAGUAUACGAGUGACGAUGAGAGUGAUAAGUUGAGGCAUACUUCAAAAAUAGGUUGGACCUUCUACAACAAUGUUUUGGGACAAGUUAAUGAAAUUUUACAAAAUUCUGGCGUUGCAAGCGAUAAAGAUAAAGAUCUAAAUCAUGAUAAAACAGCACGCAACGUUGAACAAGAAAAUGAUACGGAAACUAGAACAGCAUUGAACACUGUUAAAGCGGCCACUUUGGAACAACUUCGGAGACUUGGGAUUAGUCUAACUGAUAACACGGAGCACAGGGAGUCCAAUGGUAACAAGACGUUGGACUUUGAUUCAUCUUUUUAUCCCCGUUUGGAUCAUCAAGCAAAUAUGACACACGCCACUAGCGUUGUAAACGAAACAAAUACGAGUAUGCAUAUGAAAGCGUUGGCAUUAAAGUAUUUAAGUGACGAGCAACUGGCCGAUAUAGCGUGGCAUAAACAAGAAUCAUCUUCAUUGAAACAUCUUAUGCUCAGCAAUAUGCAAGGGACCAAUAUGUCAUUAGCUACAAUGCGUUAUUUAGAAAGAUAUCAACUUCUCCCAGGAAAGAAUAAUGUUCAAGCAGAGAGUACUGAACAAAUAUUUGACAAAGCCUCAUCUAAACACGAUUUUAAACUGGCGGCUGUAAACAAUAGUCCUGCGCUACGUCGAUAUCCUCUUGUACAAACAUCUGGAACCACUUGUCCUAGUAGAAUAUUAGAUCUUUCAACUUUAAAACGACAACCAAAGUUAUUAUAAAUUCUAAAUCAAGUUAUUUAUGAUAUGUACCAUAAAGAGAUAAAUAAUAAGCGAUUUUUAUUAUA
Molecule: messenger RNA, 2862 nt
Organism: Temnothorax curvispinosus
Lineage: Eukaryota; Metazoa; Arthropoda; Insecta; Hymenoptera; Formicidae
Exons: 4
Coding region: 263-2797 (844 amino acids)
Biological process (GO): smoothened signaling pathway; centrosome duplication; protein localization to centrosome
Cellular component (GO): centriole; centrosome
Source: RefSeq, a predicted model, not a curated record